This is a messenger RNA of Vombatus ursinus (common wombat), 5089 nucleotides long. RefSeq names its product ATP binding cassette subfamily C member 2 (gene ABCC2). The transcript has 32 exons. The record is from RefSeq and is a predicted model, not a curated record. Gene Ontology annotation, cellular component: apical plasma membrane. Gene Ontology annotation, molecular function: ATP binding; ATP hydrolysis activity; ABC-type transporter activity. Bases 104 to 4768 code for a protein of 1554 amino acids. Lineage: Eukaryota; Metazoa; Chordata; Mammalia; Diprotodontia; Vombatidae. Gene Ontology annotation, biological process: transmembrane transport.
UAGAGAACAUGCCAGUGUUGUUCAACUACUUUAGUUGUGGAGAAAAGGAAGAAAGGAGAGGAAUUGUGAUUCACAGUAAAAGCCUGUGCACAAACGAGGAAUCAUGUUGGAAGAAUUCUGCAAUUCUACCUUCUGGAAUGACUCGUUCCUGGACCGCCCAGAUGCCGACUUACCUCUGUGCUUUGAGCAAACUGUUCUGGUCUGGAUACCUCUGAUUUUCCUUUGGCUUUUAUCUCCAUGGCAUUUAUUCAACACCUAUAAAUCCAGAACCAAAAAGUCUUCUUUAACCAAGCUCUACCUCACCAAGCAGGUGCUUGUUGUGUUACUCCUGAUUACAUCAGUCAUAGAGCUGGUCUUCACCAUUGCUCAGGGCUGGGGUCAGACCCCUGGUCCUGCUGUUCAGUACACUAAUCCAUGUCUCUCCAUCGUCACCUGGCUCCUGGUUUUGGUGAUCCAUCACUGCAGGAGAUGGUGCAUGAAGAAGGACUCCUGGCUAUUGUUUCUGUUCUGGAUUCUCUCUCUGGUCUGUGGGGUUUUCCAGUUGCAGACUCUUAUCCGGAUCCUCUUACAGGGAAGCAAUUCCAAUAUUGCUGGAUUCUGCCUGUAUUUCAUCUCCUAUGGUAUUCAAGUCUUUGUUAUGAUAGUGUCAUCCAUUUCAGAGAGGACUCCAGAAACCAAAGCAGCAUCAAAUAAUCCAUCAGCCACGGCUUCAUUUUUUAGUUCCAUUACCUUUAGUUGGUUUGACAGAAUCAUUGUGAAAGGUUAUAAGAAACCCUUGACCUUGGAAGAUGUCUGGGAUUUGAAUGAAAAAGAGAAAACCCACGAAAUCUCUAAGAUAUUUACAAAGUACAUGGAAAUAGAGGUAAAGAAGGCCAAGCAGGCACUGCAGAAACGGUGUCAGAAGAGGAUAUCCCGGGAGACGUCUGAAGCCAGGAUGAAUGGCCCAAACACUAGUCAGAGCCGAGACAACCUCGUAUUGGAAGACAUGAAACAGAAAAAAAAGAAGAAAGAGUCAAUAUCUGGAACCACUGAAGACUUUGCCAAGUCCUGGUUGAUGAAAGCCCUGUUUAAAACUUUCCGUGGUAUUUUGGCAAAGUCCUUCAUAUACAAGCUGAUUCAAGACAUCCUGGCGUUUGUGAGUCCUCAGCUCCUAAAGCUGAUGAUCUCAUUUGCUAGUGACCUCUCAACAUAUGUGUGGAAAGGCUACGUGUACUCUGUCCUCUUCUUUGUGGUGGCCCUCAUCCAGUCCUUCUCCCUCCAGUGGUACUUCCAGUACUGUUUCGUCCUGGGCAUGACUGUGCGGACGACCCUCGUGGCUUCGAUUUAUAGGAAGACAUUGACCAUCUCCAACAAAGCCCGGAAGCAGUACACUAUUGGGGAAACAGUGAACCUGAUGUCUGUGGAUGCCCAGAGAUUUAUGGAUAUGACCAACUAUAUUCACCUGCUAUGGUCAUGCCCUUUUCAAAUUGUGUUAUCUAUUAUCUUCUUGUGGAUGGAGCUGGGACCCUCUAUCCUUGCGGGUCUAGCGUUAAUGAUACUGUUUAUCCCCAUUAAUGCAGUACUGGCCACCAAAAGCAGAGCAAUUCAGGUUGAUAACAUGAAGAACAAGGACAAGCGUCUGAAGCUCAUGAAUGAGGUUCUCAGCGGGAUAAAGAUCCUGAAAUACUUUGCCUGGGAGCCUUCAUUUAUAGAGCAGAUCCAGGGGAUUCGGAAGACGGAGUUGAAGAACUUGCGGUCAUUUGCUGUGUUGCAGUCCUUUGUUGUAUUCAUCUUCAGCCUGGUCCCUGUUCUGGUAUCAGUGGUCACUUUUACUGUCUAUGUCCUGGUGGAUGAGAAUAAUGUUUUGGAUGCACAAAAAGCCUUCACUUCUAUCACUCUGUUUAACCUACUCCGUUUCCCCCUGGCCAUGAUCCCAAUGUUGAUUAGUACCCUACUCCAGGUUAGUGUUUCCACUGAGCGUCUGGAAAAGUACUUGACUGGAGAUAAUUUGGAUACAUCCAAUAUUGGACAAGAUGUCCCUUCUGGCAAAGCUAUUCAGUUCCACGAGGCCUCCUUUACCUGGGACCGAAGUAUCGAGCCAGCUGUCCAAAACGUGACUCUGGACGUUAAGACAGGCCAACUGGUAGCUGUGGUAGGGGCUGUUGGCUCUGGGAAAUCCUCUCUAAUGGCAGCCAUGUUGGGCGAAAUGGAACCCAUCCAUGGGCACAUCAAUAUCAAGGGCUCCAUAGCCUACGUCCCUCAGCAGUCAUGGAUCCAGAAUGGCACCCUAAGAGACAACAUUCUGUUUGGAUCCCCAUUGGAUGAAAAGAGAUACCAGCAGAUUCUAGAGGCCUGUGCUCUCCUCCCCGAUUUGAAAAUACUGCCUGCAGGAGACCUCACUGAAAUUGGAGAGAAGGGCAUAAACCUCAGUGGAGGGCAGAAACAGCGCAUCAGCCUAGCCAGAGCGGUCUACAACAGCUCGGACAUCUAUAUUUUGGAUGACCCACUCUCAGCUGUAGACUCUCACGUAGGGAAGCAUCUUUUCAACAAAGUCAUUGGCCCGAAUGGGCUACUGAAAGACAAGACUCGCCUCUUGGUGACGCAUGGCAUUCAUUUCCUUCCCCAAGUGGAUGAGAUUGUGGUCUUGGCGAAUGGCACCGUAGUGGAGAAAGGAUCCUACAAUGCUCUAUUGGCUAACAGGGCGACGUUUGCCAAGAAUCUGAAGCUAUAUGCCAAGCAAGGCGGCUCGGAAGGAGAGGCCACAGUUGGUGAUGGGAGUGAAAGUGAAGAUGAAGAUGACCUUGGAUUAGUACCAAGUGUAGAAGAGAUUCCUAAUGAAGCGGUCUCCUUGGUCCUAAGAAGAGAGAAUAGCUUUCAACGAACACUCAGUCGAAGAUCCAGGUCUAACAGCAACAGACGUCAGAAGUCCCUCCGAAAUUCCCUAAAAGUUGGUAAUAUGAAGCCAAAGCAAAAAGAAAAUGAAGAAGUGGUGAAAGGACAGAAACUAAUUGAGAAAGAAGUGGUAGAAACUGGAAAGGUGAAGAUGUCCAUAUUCCUGAAGUACCUGAAUUCAAUGGGAUGGUGGUUUAUCACCUUUAUCCUCCUUGCUUACAUGGGAAAUUCUGCGGCUUUCAUGGGAUCCAACUUCUGGCUCAGUGCAUGGACCAGUGACUCCCAGACUUACAGGAAUAAAACUUAUCCAACCUCUCAGCGGGACUUGAGAAUUGCAAUCUAUGGAGUUCUAGGAUUUGCUCAAGGUUUCUUUGUGCUUUUGGCAAGUCUUCUGUCCACCUUUGGCAGCAGGCAUGCCUCCCGAAGCCUGCACACACAGCUGCUGGACAACAUCCUUCGAGCGCCCAUGAGCUUUUUUGACACAACUCCCACAGGCAGGAUUGUGAACAGGUUUGCCAAUGACAUUUCUAUGGUGGAUGACACCAUUCCUAUAUCCCUCCGAAGCUGGAUCCUUUGCUUCUUGGGCAUCAUCAGUACCCUUAUUAUGAUCUCUAUGGCUACCCCAGUUUUCAUCAUCAUCAUCAUUCCUCUGGCCAUCGUUUAUAUCUUUGUACAGAGAUUCUAUGUGGCCACCUCCCGCCAGCUGAGACGUCUAGACUCCGUCACCAAGUCUCCAGUAUACUCCCACUUUAGUGAAACGGUGACUGGUUUGCCCAUAAUCAGGGCCUUUGAGCAUCAGCAGCGUUUUCAUAAGCACAAUGAAAACCUAAUUGAUACCAACAAGAAAUGCAUCUUUUCCUGGAUCAUUUCCAACAGGUGGCUGGCGAUUCGAUUGGAGCUGAUUGGGAACCUGGUGGUGUUCUUUCCUUCCUUGCUGAUGGUCAUUUACAGAAACAACCUGACCGGGGACAUGGUGGGCUUGGUACUUUCCAACGCCCUCAAUAUUACACAGACCCUGAACUGGUUGGUGAGGAUGACUUCUGAACUAGAGACCAACAUUGUGGCUGUUGAGCGAAUAGAUGAGUACAUCAAAGUGAAAAAUGAGGCCUGCUGGGUUACAGAGAAGAGGCCUCCACAUAACUGGCCCAGCAAAGGUGAGAUCCAGUUCACUAAUUACCAAGUGCGUUAUCGCCCUGAGUUGGAUCUGACACUGCACGGGAUAACCUGUAACAUUGAGAGUACUGAGAAGGUUGGCGUCGUGGGCAGGACAGGAGCUGGGAAGUCAUCCCUUACCAACUGCCUCUUCAGGAUCUUAGAAGCGGCAGGAGGCCAGAUCACAAUUGAUGGACUAGAUAUUGCCUCCAUUGGGCUCCAUGAUCUCCGAAACAAACUGACCAUCAUCCCUCAGGAUCCUGUCCUAUUCUCUGGAAGCCUGAGGAUGAAUUUGGAUCCUUUCAACAAAUACUCUGAUGAAGAGAUCUGGAAGGCGCUGGAAUUGGCUCACCUGAAGACCUACGCGGAAGGCUUGCCACAGGGUCUAUCUUACGAAGUGAGUGAAGGUGGUGACAACUUCAGCGUUGGGCAGAGACAGCUUCUGUGCCUGGGUCGUGCUCUGCUUCGAAAAUCAAAGAUUCUCAUCCUGGAUGAGGCCACAGCUGCCGUGGAUCUUGAAACAGAUAACUUAAUCCAAGCCACAAUCCGAAAGGAGUUCUCCAAUUGUACAGUCAUCACCAUUGCCCACCGCCUCCACACAAUUAUGGAUAGUGACAGAGUUAUGGUAUUGGAUAGCGGGAAGAUUGUAGAAUAUGACAGUCCUGAUAACCUACUCCAGAGGCCUGGUCCCUUUUACUUCAUGGCCAAAGAUGCGGGCAUCGAAAGUUUAAACACAUCACUUUAGCCACAUCCAAAUGCCAUGAGGCUAGCAACACACAAAGCCUGAUGUAAAUAAAUAAAGCUGUACAAAGGACAUUAGCUUCUGAGCUGGACCAUCUGGAUCUGCCACAGGGCUGAGGCAUUGAAAUUCCCACAUUUGGCCCUGGAUUUCUAUGUUGGUUUUAAGACAUCUUAAAAUUCCCAAAAUAUACAGAAGGGAUUAGAAGUGAAGGAUGGUUGAUACCUGCUGCAGGAGAAUGCUGAGUAACAUCUUGAGGACAGCACCUAUUUUUUUGUUCACGGUACCUAGCAAGGAGCAGGUACUUAAUAAAUGCCUUUUGAUUAA